Molecule: messenger RNA, 1558 nt
Organism: Zingiber officinale
Lineage: Eukaryota; Viridiplantae; Streptophyta; Magnoliopsida; Zingiberales; Zingiberaceae
Product: UDP-glycosyltransferase 86A1-like
Exons: 1
Coding region: 28-1458 (476 amino acids)
Molecular function (GO): UDP-glycosyltransferase activity
Source: RefSeq, a predicted model, not a curated record
CGGUUGGUAUGAAGCGAAUUCUCCAGCAUGGCGAAGCCCCACGCCCUCUUCGCCACCGUCUCCCUGGCUGGCCAUUUCUUUCCCGCCGUCGACCUCUCCGCCAAACUGGCGGCCAAGGGAUUCAUCGUCACCGUUGCCACCCUAGACUCCGGGGGUUCCUUCUCUCCCGACCUCUUUGCUGCUGCCGCCGUCGCCUCCGCCGCUGCCCGCUCCCAGGGCCUCGACAUCCGCUUCCAAUCCUUGAAGGAUACCGUAAAUCUGCCCGCGGCACAUCGGAGCUGGAACCACGACACCGCCAUCAACGCCAUGCUCCACCAUGCCUUCGCCCCCAUGGAAGAGCUACUGCAGAAGCUCUUGCGAGAAGAUCCGCCCGUCACCGUCCUCAUCGCAGACACCUUCAACACUUGGCCAUCCGCCAUGGCCAAGAAGUACGACCUGAUCCAUGUCUCUUUCUGGACCCAGCCGGCGCUCGUCUUCUCGCUCCACUACCACAAGGACCUCCUCAUCUCAAAUGGCCACUUUGCUUCUCCUGAUCGGAAUCGGAAAGAUACGGCCGUCAGAUACAUACCAGGCAUUCCAGAAAUCGAGCCGCACGAGCUCGCCUCCAUCUAUCAAGACAAGGAUGCGUCUUCCUUAGUCCAUCAAUUCACUUUCAAAUGCUUCGACGAGCUAAGAGGAGCCGACUUCGUACUCGCCAACACAGUGGAAGAGCUCGAAGCAGAGGCGAUCUCUGCUCUCCGGCGGGAGAUGCCUUUCUAUGCCAUCGGCCCUGUCUUUCCGGAUGGAUUCACCAGCGGCAUUUCCGGAAGCAUUGCUGCCAUUCAGGACUGCUCGCAUUGGCUGGACACGAUGCCGGCGGCCUCGGUGCUGUACGUGUCAUUCGGAAGUGCGUUCCAUCCGGGCGAGAGGGACUUCAGGGAGAUGGCGCAUGGUGUUUUGAACAGUAAGGUCAAUUUCCUGUGGGUGCUCCGGCCGGACACCGUUCCGCUGCCUGAUGGAUUUGUGGCAGCGUGUCAGGGGAGGGGGAUGGUGGUUCCGUGGUGCGACCAGAAGGAGGUCCUCCUCCACCCCGCCGUCGGUGGAUUCUUGACGCACUGCGGAUGGAAUUCGACCUUGGAGAGCGUUUGGUUCGGCGUGCCAAUGCUGUGCUUCCCGCUAGCGUUCGAUCAGCCGCCGAACUGUAAGUUGGUGAGCAAGGAUCUGAAGAUAGGGGUUCGUCUCGGCGGCUCCGGGGAGGUGAACAGGGACGAGGUGCACGACAAAAUUGAAGGGUUGAUGGGAGGCGAAGUCGGAGCGGCGGUGAGGAUGGAGAUGGAGAAGGUACAGAAGGCGGCAAGGGCAGCCGUGGCCUUGAAUGGAUCAUCGUCUAGGAACAUGGAUAAGUUCAUCGACGAUCUCCUUAAGCAUCUUUCGGAAAAGAACAUCCGCAGUACCAGUGAAGCGCGGUGCAUGUUCUAAGGGGGCGUUUGGUUCUUUCCUAGGAAUAGGAAUCGGAAUGGGAAUCAUUGUAUUGUGGAAUGGGAAUGGGUAUGAGCAUGGAUAUCACUCUUAAAAGCAA